Molecule: messenger RNA, 1551 nt
Organism: Trichoderma virens Gv29-8
Lineage: Eukaryota; Fungi; Ascomycota; Sordariomycetes; Hypocreales; Hypocreaceae
Exons: 3
Coding region: 1-1551 (516 amino acids)
Biological process (GO): transmembrane transport
Cellular component (GO): membrane
Molecular function (GO): transmembrane transporter activity
Source: RefSeq, a predicted model, not a curated record
AUGGCGGACGUCGAAAUGGAUAGUCCCGCGGACGCGCCUCUUCUAGGGGAAAACGAGCGCCAACAUGAGCCGAUCCCUGGGGACGAUGAGGCUGUGCCUCGAGUCCUCAAGGCGGCUCGUUGGCAGGUAAAAACGCCAAAGGCGGCGGUGAGGAUGUUUGCCUUUUUGGAGUUUAUGAUUGUCUUCAGCGGCAUGCUGUUGAUGAUGCCCGUUUACCGCCUGAUCGAGGACACCGUCUGCCACGUCUCCUAUGGAGACGACUCGUUGGAUAUAAUUGACGAGAUGAAGUGCAAAACGGACGACGUCCAGGCUCGGAUGGCGUAUUUGCUCGGAUGGCUGGGGCUUUUCAACUCCAUUAUGAGCUUGCUCACCACAUUUCCCUUUGGCAUGCUCGCCGACAAGAUUGGCCGCAAGCCGACGGCGCUGCUUGCCUAUGGAGGCAUGAUCAUGGGGGCAAUCUCUGGUCCCCUAUUGCUUGGAGUUGGCCAAUAUGCCCUCCGCAAGAACCCUUACCUGCUAAUGAUCGGCUCGCUAUUUCUAUUGGUUGGCGGCGGAGUCCCAGUUACACUGGCCAUGCUCUUUGCCAUGGCUGCUGAUGUUAGUUCUGAGAAGGAGAAAGCUGCCAGCUUCCUGCAACUUACGUUUGGCGCCACGGCUGGUGGCCUCGCCGGCCCUCUCCUCACUGGAUUCUUGAUGGAGAAAUUCAGCCCCUGGGUGCCCGUGAUAGCUGCUUGCUCUAUUUUCCCUUUUAUCUUGGUACUUUUUUGCUUCAUCCCUGAGACGCUGCCGGUGGACAAAACGAAGAAGAUGGGCGACAACGACAUGUCUGUUACAGCCAUUAAGCAGCAAAUAGCCACGAGCUUGGCCGACCUGAGAGAAGCUCUGGCCUUGUUGAAGAACCCCAGCAUCCCUCUGGUACUCCUUACGUUCUUAUUCCAGGCUGCGCGAUUUACAGCGUAUACCAGCACGAUUGUUCAAUACGUUAGCACUUACUUUGGAUGGCGCCUCGCAGAGACCACCUUUCUUCUGUCUCCUUUUGGACUUCUCAACUUGACUGUGUUGGCGGUCCUCCCCAAGAUUUCCGAAAUUCUCAUGUCGCCCCGAUUCGGCUACAGUUCCUUCGGCAAGGAUCUGUUUCUGACCCGAUAUUCCACGGUGUUGCUCUUUGUCGGCGCAAUGAUUGAGGGUUUCAGCCGCAACAUUUACUUCUUCAUCAUGGGCCUCUUCGUCGAGACUUUCGGAGCAGCUGCCAGCCCGUUGGCCCGAGCUACUAUAACUCACUAUGUUGAGCCUGAAUUUGUCUCCAGGCUCUAUGCUCUGGUUAGCACGAGCGAAAUGAUUGGUUCCUUUAUCGCUGGCCCGGUGCUGGCAUGGUGCUUUGACCAGGGAUUACAGAAGAAGGGCAUUUGGAUUGGUUUGCCCUGGUUUUACAUUGCAUUGUUGUCAAUGAUUACUUGGAUUGCGCUCCUCUUUGUGCGGCCCCCGCCGGCGAAGAAGGUUCCCGCCGACGAAAAUGGGGAAGACGAGCCGAUGAAUCCUCAUGAAGACUAG